UUUUCUUUUUAGUUAAUUGUGAAACCUUUCGAGCACCAUGGCCAUGCAAGCGCAGUAUGAAGCCGCCGCCGCAGAAGAAGAAUCUUUUGGACCUCAAGCUAUAUCCCGUCUGGAGCAAUGUGGAAUCAAUGCCAAUGAUGUGAAGAAGCUGGAGGAGGCCGGGUUCCACACUGUAGAGGCCGUGGCCUACGCUCCAAAGAAAGAGCUGAUCAAUAUCAAAGGGAUCAGUGAGGCUAAAGCGGAUAAGAUCCUGGCAGAAGCUGCAAAACUCGUCCCCAUGGGAUUUACCACAGCGACAGAGUUCCACCAGAGGCGUUCGGAGAUCAUACAGAUCUCUACAGGCUCCAAGGAGCUGGACAAGUUAUUACAAGGGGGAAUCGAAACCGGCUCCAUUACAGAGAUGUUUGGAGAGUUUCGCACAGGGAAGACGCAGUUAUGUCACACUCUGGCCGUCACCUGUCAGCUUCCUAUUGAUAGAGGUGGUGGUGAAGGGAAAGCCAUGUACAUAGACACAGAGGGCACCUUCAGACCGGAGAGGCUCCUCGCUGUUGCCGAAAGGUACGGUUUAUCAGGCAGCGACGUUCUGGACAACGUGGCUUAUGCUCGAGCCUUCAAUACUGAUCACCAGACCCAACUUCUGUACCAGGCUGCAGCCAUGAUGGCAGAAUCCAGGUACGCUCUUCUCAUAGUGGACAGCGCUACAGCUCUAUACAGAACAGAUUACUCGGGCAGAGGGGAGCUGUCUGCGCGGCAGAUGCACUUGGCUCGCUUCCUGAGGAUGUUGCUGCGGCUGGCUGAUGAGUUUGGCGUGGCCGUGGUGAUCACCAAUCAGGUGGUAGCUCAGGUGGACGGAGCAGCCAUGUUUGCCGCUGAUCCUAAGAAACCCAUUGGAGGAAACAUUAUAGCCCAUGCGUCCACAACAAGAUUGUACUUACGAAAGGGCAGAGGAGAGACCCGUAUCUGCAAGAUCUACGACUCUCCUUGUUUGCCCGAGGCUGAGGCCAUGUUUGCCAUUAACGCUGAUGGGGUAGGUGAUGCCAAGGACUGAGCGCAAUCCCCCGAGAUCAGAGCGACCACCAAGGAGGUGGACUGAUCAAACCCCCCACCUUCUUAUAAAGUGAUGCUGUAAUGCUAGGAUACAGUAUCGCUCUAUGAGCUGCGGUGGUCUGACCUCUGGGACCCGCACUGAUCCUGCUGGAGCCGUAUUUAGUGCUGCGUCCCUGCUUUUCCUUGCACAGUCUUUCACUCGUCCUCAACUUGAAUUGCAGCCAUUUCCAUUCGCAAAGUGGCUGCAGCACCGGAUGAUUCUUGCGCCCCCCUUUUUUAUCAGAACGGUGGAGACCCUGUGCUUGCGCCCCCUACUGAUUAUAAAUUGGCGCAUCCUAGCAAUAAGCCAUUACUGUCAGAUGGGAAUGUCCUGUAAGAGUUAAUGAACCUUAAUGGUGGAUGCCGCCAAGUUUACAGAGUGUACAACAUUCAUCUCCCAUGUAAACCAAUUGGAUCCUUUGGACUUAUGCAAGAAACCCUAAGACAACACUGACAAGAGGUUCUGACAAACUUAAAGGGGUACUCCGGUGGAAAACGAUUUUUUUUUUUUUUUUAAAUGAACUGGUGCCAGAAA
Messenger RNA from Hyla sarda, 1621 nucleotides. It is a transcript of the gene RAD51, whose product is annotated as RAD51 recombinase. The record is from RefSeq and is a predicted model, not a curated record. Gene Ontology annotation, molecular function: ATP hydrolysis activity; single-stranded DNA binding; double-stranded DNA binding. Bases 38 to 1048 code for a protein of 336 amino acids. Gene Ontology annotation, cellular component: condensed nuclear chromosome. Lineage: Eukaryota; Metazoa; Chordata; Amphibia; Anura; Hylidae. The transcript is spliced from 9 exons. Gene Ontology annotation, biological process: mitotic recombination-dependent replication fork processing; double-strand break repair via homologous recombination; DNA recombinase assembly.